Messenger RNA from Malus domestica (apple), 450 nucleotides. RefSeq names its product GDSL esterase/lipase 3-like. The record is from RefSeq and is a predicted model, not a curated record. Lineage: Eukaryota; Viridiplantae; Streptophyta; Magnoliopsida; Rosales; Rosaceae. Gene Ontology annotation, biological process: lipid metabolic process. Gene Ontology annotation, molecular function: lipase activity.
AUGGCUAAUGUGGCCUUCCAAAUAAGGAUACACAUGCAGUACCCCUUUUUUGUAUUUGGGGAUUCCAUAUUUGAUGCUGGAAACAACAACUACUUCAGCACUGUUUUUCAGGGAAACUACUGGCCAUAUGGUGAAAUCUACAAAAAGGGUCAUCCUACCAGAGCUAGUGCUUUGAUUGAAACUCGCCAAGGCUUAGGGAGAGAUCUUCAUUGUCAACUAUCAUAUUUCAAGAACGUUGGGAAGUCGUUGAGGCAGAAACUAGGGGAUGAAGAAGCCAAAUCUCUACUGUCUCGAGUUGUCUACUUGUCCAACAUCGGAAGCAACGAUUACCUUUUCCCAUUCAAUACAGAUUCCAGCAUGCUGAGAUCCUCAUCCCGUGAGGAAUUUGUUGGCCUGAUGAUCGGCAACAUAACUGCAGUUAUUAAAGUAUGCAUCACCUGUGCUAUGUAG